Molecule: messenger RNA, 8222 nt
Organism: Porites lobata
Lineage: Eukaryota; Metazoa; Cnidaria; Anthozoa; Scleractinia; Poritidae
Source: the annotation of a GenBank genome assembly
CUCAGUUCCUAGCGAUCCUCGGUUCCAAUAGCGCUAUUUUCAUGCUGUGUUCCAAGACAUCCGGCCACGUUCUGUUUCUAGAAAAAUCCGCAUGCCGGCAUGAAUCUUUCACAGAACAAGGCAUGAAAAGAAGAGCAACUUUCAUAUUCAAACAAGGUACACACAAGUGUUUUUUUGAACGGUUUAGGUGAUGACUGUCCCGCGAAAUAGCAAACGCCGGCGAAUAUUUUACGACUUGGCCGCCGCAUUCGAAGAUCUUUACUUCACCAAAGCUUUUGGUCCGGGAAUUUUGGCGGCGUUGUUCUAUGGACUAGUUUCUGGAUCAAUGUCCUUUGUAAAUAAGGUAAGCUACUAAGAGAGACCUGUAUUAACCACGAUCGCAUAUUAAUAACUAGCACAACCCUCACAGUCCUUUAUUACAUGCAAAUGAAAGCUUGAAUUCUAAUUAGUUCUAUAUAAGCUUAAGUAAAUUAAAAGAAGCAAAACUAGAAAACAUUUUUCUCGAUAGUUAAAAUUGUGUUUGAGGGGUAAAGCCUUUUUUUGGCAUGAUUCAGUGUGCACUAGCUAGGAUGCUUAUAGCCUGCGAAAACAUCUGUUUCUCCUCGCUCUUCGCCGCUGCCAGGGGACGUUUCGCGAGGUGAACGUCUGCGACUCAGCGACAGAAAUUCCAUACUGAUGAGCUACCACACCAGACCAGAAAACCAAGCGAACGACUUUGAGAAAGUCUACCAAAAACUGUGAAACUCAGAAUACUGUGAACCCCAGUAAUACUUCUGGAAUGUAAUAUUCUGUUCCAAGGAAAAAGCCAAUCAGGCAUGAGAAAACUAAACCACAAGCAACAAUGGUUAUUAGUUUGGGGCCUUGAGGCUUGCUCUGUGUUUUUAUCUUCCUUUAUAUAUGAUAAAUUUUAUUUUAUUACUUAAAUUUUAUAAUGGGGUUACAACUGCAAAAAAGUGUUAUUUUGUGCUGGAGGGUUGACCCCGUUAACACCUUUUAGCACCGUACUGAUAAAUUUGUGUUAACUUUUUUUUAAAACAUUUGUAUGUUCCUCAGAUUGUUCUCACCUCAUAUUCUUACCACUUUCCUAAUGUUAUGAUGUUGGCACAAGUUGUCGUCACAUCUGUCAUUCUUGAAGGAGGAAGGCUACUGGGAUUUUCUAGCAUGCUAAAAUACACAUUGGAAAGGUACUGCUUUGCCCAGUGAAAGGGGGAGGUUACCGGUAUACAUUUUUGGGUGGUGGUGUACUAAUGAGGCCACUUUCGGGCUUUUCUUGCUGUUUGCACUCCAAAGAAGAGAGUGCCCCACUGAGGGUUUAAUUCUCUUCAUAUUAGUCUCCUUCACAGCUGCUCAAGCCAGAGUCAUGCAAUACUCCCCAUCACCACACAGCUGCUAUUUUCUGCAUGAAAAUGAAAGUUGCACUUUGAUUGGCUGUUCUCUGGAAAAGGAAUGUAUGUCGAAUUGAACCAGUUGCGUGGGUACUGGGAGCAUUGUGACUCUUGACCCGAGCAGGUGUGAAGGAGGCUCUUUUAUAUUGGCAUUAUCUUCCAAAUAUUUAUAGUUUCCAUUCAUUGAAGGAAAACAUUAACGAAUGACACCUCCCUUGAUAAAAGCAUCCCCUCUGACUAAGUGUCUCCACCCCACAUCUCCACCCCCAUUCCCACCCCUACCCCCUCUUUUAGAUAAAACUUUAUGUGUUAAGUGCCUGGGCCUUUCAAAAAAACAAUUAUGUCAAAUUUAUGGUAACGGGAAGGGUUAAUAAAUGACUUUAACUUCUGAGAUAUAGUGGCUAUGAAAUGUAACAGCAAUGAUAAUCGAUCAGAAUUAUUUAGCAUUAGUAAUCAAGUUUGGUUUAAAUUUGUGUUAAUUUAUGUACUUUUUUUUCAACAGAGGAAGAAUGUUUUUUAUCCCUUCAAUAUGUUUUGCCCUUCAUACCACUUUGGCUUUAAGAGCCCUUGAUGAUUUAUCUAUACCUAUGUAUGUAUCAAAAUAAUAAUUAUUUUCAAACAAUUUAUAGUUUAAUUUUAUGUAUUAUACUGUGCAUCAAGCAACUUCUUGCGAGUUAUUGUUGAGCCAUGUCUCACUCUCUGCCCAGGGGCCUGUUUCUCAAAAGGCCCAGAAACUUUUCAGGGGGCAAAUUUUAAAAUCACAACAUCUUGAAUAUCAGCACAGUUCCUAGUGCACAAACUAGUUAAUUUUGCUUUGUUAACUGAUAGUAAUUCAUUAUAUCAUUUUCAAAAUUUUAAAACUUGGAAUAUGUUGAAUGCAAAGAUGGCAAAUGCAAAACAGCUUCCGGGACCCAAACAGUUACCAGGACUUUCAAGAAACAGGCCCCAGCUUAGGUAGCAACUUUCACCUGUUCUCAUUUAAAUUUUUUUCCCAUGCAUUUGUCACCUUCUCCAAAGGAGGUUAUUUUCAUGCACACUCAUGAAUUUUACCCACUCAAUUAUCCCUGGCAAAAAUGAGGGACUAUUUUUGGUUUUGGUUGUCGGAAAAAGCGUAUUUUCCCGCUGCAUAAGUAAUUUUUUUGUGCUCAGUGGACCUAACAUAAGUCCUGUAGGUUUUUUUCCCACAUGUGACAAAAUACUUUGGGGUUGGCUGAAGGAAAACAAAUCUUCCAACAUUGGAAAUUGACAAUUCUCUGGUACACAGGGUCCAAUAUUGCAAGCAAAAUUUGGAAUUCAAGAUUUCAAGCUUAGUUUGUGGUCACAGUCUCUUAAGGUCUGAAUGAGCACCCACCCUCCUCACCCCCUGAACUGAAAUGGUUUUGUUCUGUCAAUUGCAAGAGAACCUGUCUCCUAAUUCCUUUGAAGCAAAGGAAAUACAGAGAUAUCUGCAUGCAGGAUCAUUGCAAGAUAGCGACUCAAAAUUGAUAAUGCUCAAAUUUUCAGGUAUAAUGUCUUGAGAAGACUUCUUCCUUUGUCAAGCCUGCUCUUUGCCUGUUGUAUGCUAAAGAAGAAACCUUCCAUAAUGGUUGUCACUGCUGUUGUUCUUGUUGUUUUAGGCUGUAUUAUUGCAGGUACAUUUUCAUGGUUUGUAAUUUUUAACAAAGGUUCGGAUCAGUUGAGGUUUUCAGUAACUGACCACCUACCCCUCCCUUAAGUCAACAUUAACACUUACUUCUCACUUAAGGCAAAAUUAUGACUGAGGGGAGGGGUAGGUAGUCAGUAACCCAGACACCUCAAUUGAAACUUUUUAACCUGGGACCAGAUUUUCAAAUGCCUCCAAGGUUAAUUAUCCUGAGAACUGGUUCUCAACAAAAACUUGUUGUUAUAAGGAAAUACGUGUUGAUAUUGAGAGAAAACUGCCUUUUCUGUGUAUCUGUUACGGAUCAAAAUUAAAUUCAGGUUAAAAUUUGUUAACCCAGGUUGAUUCUCAAUUUCCUUUGUCUGGAGACAAAGGAAAUUGAAAUCAACUUAGGUUAAAAAAUUUUAACGCAAUAUAAUUUUGACCAGUAACAUAUCUAACCCAUGCAAAGGUCAAGCCAUUUGUAGGGCAAAGGCCUGGCCCCAGUUGUUCAAAAGGUGGAUAACCCUAUCCACCGGAUAAAUAACUAUCCUCUGUAUGGCGCAAUAUUAUUGGUUUCCCUAAUACUUAUCCGUUGGAUUGUGAUUUAUCCUGUGGAUAGCGCUAUCCAGCUUUUGAACAACUGGGGCCUGGUGGACUGAACCCGUGAACUCCCUCCUUGCAAGCCAGUGCCCUCCCACUCAGAUGUUCUUAGUGCUUCAUCACAUAAUCCUGCCCUAGGAAUGCAGGAAUGCUUGACGAAGCCCUGAGAGAUCUGUGUGGCAUGCGGCUGACACUCUAGCGCUCUACUGACUGAAUCAAUCCUGCUAUAAUUAUUUAUUCUUUUUUUGUUAUUAGGCUUUGGGGAUCUGGAAUUCUCUGCAUUAGCCUACAUUUAUGCUCUCGCAAGUGUUGUUUGUCAGUCAUUUUACUUGACGUACAUUCAAAAGACUGGAGUAGAGAAAGGUUUCUGUACUCUGACUGUGCUUCACACAAAUUGCGUUAACUGCAUACCUGUACUUUUUUUGUACACGAUUUUCAACAAUGAGCUGCUGGCAGCUUUUAGAUUUGAUGGAUAUGACACACUUGCCUUCCAGGUUAGUUUUUUUUUUAGUAGAGACCUUAAGAUUAAGGUUUGGCCAUCUUAUCGCAAAUGGCAAACCAUGGUUUGGGGUUAGCAGUUUCACUUUAUCCGCCUGCCCAUAUUUAGGAAUUAAGAUUUCUGUGUGGUAGCUCACAGGGCCAUGUUUGUUUUUACUCAUUCGUUCACUUCUAUUUUAGCUGAGAAAUUGUCGUCAAAGUUAAUUACAUUUGUAGGAAAAAUGGUUCAAUAACUAAUAUUACCAAAAGAGUUCUAAAAUUCUUCAGACUGAUUUAUAAAAAGGGAUUAUAUUUUUGGAUUUAUAUCAAAGGGAUCUAAUUUUUUUGUCCAACUUUGUCAAUAUUUUUGUUAUAGUCAGUUUAUUUAAAUGGACCUUAAGAGAGAGGUCAGGCGCGGAUCCAUACCAGUUUCCACCGUUUUAUGGAAAACGGUUAGAUUUUCCGUAACAGAUAAAUUUUUUUAGAGAAAAAACUUUCCAAGUUGCAAGGCUUUUUCCGAGGAGAAUGGAACUGGCCAAUAUCCUGAAUGAAUUAGAAACCCAGGAAAGGGAACUUUGGGGAGUUAAAAUCUAAAAACUUUUCCGCGGCAGCAUGUACCCGAAUCCCCCCCUCAAGAAGCUUGCACCUUCGGUGAUCGUUUAGGAAAUCGGUCAGUACACAUCCUAGAUCCGCGCCUGGAGGUUACUAGCCUGUAUAGCUGGUAGGGUGUGAGGUAAUGAAUAAUUAGCAUUGAAGGAAAAGAGGAAAAAACCUUCAAUGACUCAUCCCUAUUCUUCUCGCAGCUUUACAUUCUAAACAAAAACAAAAUGGCAUCAGAGGAAUAAAGUUAAUUCAUAUAUGGUAAAUCCCUCCAGUUACGCAUGCUAAGAAGUUCUCAUGUACUAUUGUACUUUAAGAUUAUCGCUUUCUGUUGUUGGACUUUUCCAAUCUCUUCUCAGUCCAUCAGAGUAAAUGAAGAGUUGGUGAAACAGGAGAGAAGCCUAAAACUGGCUACACUGUACCACAAAAGAAUUGGAGUUGAACUUGUACCAAUACUCAUUCCCUUCUCACACUGAAAUGCCCACUAAACUGGGCAUUUCUCCCCUCUCACCCCACACAGGAAAAGGCUAAUUUUUUAUCUUUGGCUAGGCUGCUCUUUUCCUUGACGUCAGCAUGGGCUGCCUGCUGAGUUAUUCUCUCUUUUUAUGCACAACAAUGAAUUCUGCUCUAACAACAAGGUGAGUGCAUAGAAAUGUCGGAUAAUUUAUACAAAAAUGAGUGGGAAAAACAGUGAGUGGCUGGGGUAUGUUGAGAAAGCCAAGCGUCCCCUUUCCUUCUCCCUCCUUAUUUUUUUUUCUGCUCUUUGUCUUUACACCACACUUCAUGCAUGGGUCAAACGUUUAACCCUUUUUAUUCCUUUCUAGCUGCUGUUGUCUUUUACUUACUUAAAUCUAACUUUCAUUCUCUUUUAGCCUUGUGGGGGUUGUCAAAGGAGUGUCAACAACAAUCAUUGGUUUCUUUACAUUUGGUGGGGUCCCUGUGACAGCACUAACAAUAAUAGGAAUUUUUCUAAACACUCUUGGAGGUGCACAGUACACCUAUGCUAAAUAUGCAGAAAAGAUGACCUCAGAAAUUGAGAAACAUUUUCAUAAACACACCAUCAAAGUAAAGCCAGUAACAUCAGAUGAACACAAGGUAAAGCCAAAGAAUGGACUUGUCGGCAGUUCAGAGCAUGGAGAUGAGGACAAGCCAAUUAACGGUUUUGUUCAUAAAGCAGAGGUAGUCAUAGAUGUGGAUGAUGAACAGACUCAACCUAGUAGCGAUUCAGGUUCUACCAGUGACUCAGAAAUGAGUGUAGAAUGAUCUCACUGUGGCAAUUCUUUUUUUUCCCUCUUCACUGAACCCUACUAAAGCUAUGGACUCAUAAAUCCCCCUCUGAAAAAACACAAAAAUAGCCAUCUUAGUGAAAAGAAAAGUGCGCAUUACACUCAUCCAGGCGAAAGAAAAACAAGUGACGUGUCUUUCCGACUCCUGGACUAGGAGAAUGCAGGCUCUUGGGCAUCCCAACCUUGUUAGACAAACAGUGACCUAUGGCACCCUAUGUUAAAUAGCAUUUAGCCAUUUCGUUUUUGAAAAGACAGCAUCAACUAAUCGAGCAUGAGCCACCCAAAGGCAUGGUUCUAAACGUGCGGGAAUGAAGUAGCUUUCCUGGGUUCCACCCCAUGUGCAACACACCCCUGCAAGAAAUGAAGGGCUACAAAAUAUUUUGUUGUUCUUCACCUUGUAAAAUUAAAGGUUCCACCCUUGUUCACAAACUCUUAGCUGCAACAAAUUCACAAAAAAAAACUACUCAUCAAUUCAAAUACAAGAAAAACGAAAAUUGGUCCAAGUCUACAAAAUAUUUUUGUUUUUAAUUCACCUUGGGCUAAAAUGAGUUCCCUUAAAGAAUGUCUUUCACCAUCAUCGCAGUUCAUUAGUCAUUUUUGGGUUGCUCUUGAGACUGAUUUUGUGUUGUCUCGAAUGGCACUUUGGGAUUGCUUUGGAGAACAAAUUUGGACCCAGUUUCGUCCACAGCCUCCUCAGUAGGCAAUAAUGGGAGAGAUAGGGCCCCCAAAACAAUCUUUUGACUAAUACCGUAAAAUUCCGAAAAUAAGCCCCGGGGCUUAUAUUUUUCAAAGGCCCUUUUUGAGGGGCUUAUAUUCGGAGGGGCUUAUCUACGGAGGGAAAUUUGCGUUUCAAAAUCGAUUGGGCUAGCCAUAUAGUUGGAAGUAAAUAUACCGUUUUUGGUUUGUUUUACUUUGUAUUUGAGGGCAAUUUUCCAAGUACAAGCCCCCGGGGGGCUUAUAUUUGGAGGGGCGAUUUAACGGAGGGUUUUUUGCGUUACCGGUUUGGGGGGCUUAUAUUUGGAGGGGCUUAUUUUCGGAAUUUUACGGUAUUGCAAUACGAAACACUCAGCCUCAAAAGGGCCAAUAGAAAAAAGGUAGAAUUUUAUGUUUUAUUUAACGUAUUUUUGGGAUAAAAUUAGUGAUAUUGUAAAGAUGUGCUGUUUGUUACUUAAAGGGGAAAUAUUUAUUUAAAAAAAUUUUUCAAAGAAUUCUUUCAUAUUUAGAAAAAAAGAAUAUAAUUUUAUUCAUUUAUAAAAUGGUACUUGCUUAUGUUUUAAAUGUGUCCUAAUAUAACAUUACGAAAGUAUUAUGAAAGGGCCUGACUGGAGCUCGAGGUGUACCACUUUCAUUAGUUAUUUAAUUUAUUUAUUCGUUCGUUUCCCGAGAAUUGAGUAUUUUAAAGGUAUUUAACAAUUAUUCCUCGAUCCCGAAUGGGCUCUGAGUCAAUUCGGCAUCAUGGGCUAUUGACUCAGAGGCCAUGAUGGCGAGAGGAAUAAUUGUUUUAGUAAAAUCCAACUAGUUGGUCAAAAUAUAUCGACACAAAACAACUUUAGCUAGCCUUUAAUCCUUUUUUGCCGCCAAAAGGCCGGCUCUUUUCGCUACUAGUGGGCUAUAACAUAUAGCCUAGUAGUAGCUCAACCAAUCAGAACACAGCAUUGAUGAUAGACCACUAGUUGGAUUUUACUAACAAUGUUAGACGGAGACGGAGAUACAGGCAUAGGUGCGGUAUUUGACCCUUCCUUUUCCCCUCUCUGGUGAUUUUGACCUCAAAUUUUGCCCUGAACUGCAGUUUUGUUAUUCCCAAAGAAGGAUAUUUUAUCAAAUUUGAACUAUUUUUCCGUUCCAAGGGUCGUCAAUUUGACCAAAAAACUCAAAUGCCGCACCCUACCUCUCUCCGUCCAAACAUGUGCCAUCACGCUUCCUAUGAAAUUAAAAAAAGCUUGCAAACGAAUGUCCUUCAAUGAAACGACGCAACGCUGGCCUGAUCUGAGACUGCGCAGUGAAAGGGCCAUAACGUCAAGGCGUAAAGAAACCCACAAAUAUGACCCUUCACAAAUAUUUCUGAGAGUAGAAUGAAAUCUUUCGAGACCCACGAUUUGUCUAGGCAACAUAGGAUCCUGGAAAGGAGGUUCUUUUCCAGGUACCAUUCUCCACUCCUACUUAACCAGGUUAGAUUCUUUUACCUGUUGUCCCCGGGGGGUGGGUACUUCCUAGUAAUGGGGAUGUGCCGCUGGAUGGGGUCACAUUUACACG